CCAAGGUUCACGUGAUUGCGAUACUGUAGAAGGAAUCAUGCCUGAACUGCGCCGAAGAACCACGAUAGCUGAGGAUGAAGAAGAACGUCGCUUACAAGAUCGGACAAAUAAAUUUGCAGAAAAAUUUCGCCGAAAUCGAUGGGCCAUAUGGUUAGACUUUGCGGAAACUACUACCCUUCAUGGCCCCAUACACAUCACAAAGACUAAGGGGAAAGCUCAGGAUAUACUAUAGUUUCGUAGUACUGUCCAUGGCCAGUAUGUUUUUAGCGCACGGAGGCUAUUUGUUAAAGCAAUAUCUAAGCUCUCCAAUAUUGACUGAGAUCAAGUACGGCAACAUUGACUUCACCUACCCAGAUAUAACAUUAUGCCCGAAUGCCCCCUUCACCGACCAGGAUGCUCCACCUGGGUCGAAACUGCGAUCCAUCCUGAACACUACUGAAAAUUUCUGGCUCGAUACCAACCAAGUGAAUUUUGGCUCUCCAAGGGCGCACCAAAAACGGAGUGUGUUAUCCACCUUUCACAAAUUGUCAGAAAAGAUAGGCAAAAAACCGUACCAACAUGUUCUGGAAUGUCAGGUUAAAAAUCAGGAAUGUCUGGAGAACUUCAUUAUCACUCAGCAUCCAACCUACUAUCGCUGCUUCACGUUACGAAUAAAAACCAAGCCACCUGUCCCGGCUGGACCCACCAACGGAAUUCGCCUCAUUCUGCAUCGUGGGAAAACGAAUGCUACACCAUUGCUUUUAGUGGCAGAAGAGGAGGCGUCACUAUUGCAGUCGGUGAGCACUCCUGAGGCGUUGGAGAAAAAGGAUGGUUUCUUCAUCGCAUUUCACGAAAAGGGUACAUUCCCUAACUUCCCUGUGCAGUCGCUACCAAAUGGCCUAUCGCUACGCUUCGGCUAUUCAGUACGAAUUGGGUUGGAACAAACACAUCACGAAGCAGUCAGUCUGAAGGGGCGCGAGUGCAUUGAUGGUCAACUUGCUGCGCAGAUCGAGUUACUCCGCCUAGAUCAGCUGUCACAAAGUAACGCUCGUCCAAAUGAAGUUGAGCAAAAAAAAGCCAAGUUCGCUUACACUCGACAAGCAUGUGUGGCAACACACAGACAGAGACUCACGUACCAAACUUGUCGGUGUUUCUCCGAAGAGUACGGGAUACCAUUUUCAAUGCGCGAUAUCGGCGAAGUGUGGUGCCAUGAUUUGGAGACGAGCACGACCAAUAUUAUUCGCAUUGGUGAGACGCUGGAAUGCAUGGAGCGUAUAGCAAAUAUGACGGAUGAUGAAAUAAUCGAAAACCCGGGAUACUCGGUGAUCAAGUUCAUCAGUGAUUUAGGUGGCGUUUCUGGUUUGUACGUCGGAAUAACAAUGUACACUCUGGCGGAAGUGAUUGAUUUGGUCACGCAAUUCAUGUGCGUUUACAUUCCAUACUUUUGGAGUGCGACGAAGUUAGAAGUUUUGAAGAAGAAAAAUCUGGCCGCUCGCAUAGAACGUCGCUUAGCUACCCAGGCGAUAACAGAAGAUCCAAACUGA
This is a messenger RNA of Dicrocoelium dendriticum, 1523 nucleotides long. Lineage: Eukaryota; Metazoa; Platyhelminthes; Trematoda; Plagiorchiida; Dicrocoeliidae. The record is from the annotation of a GenBank genome assembly.